UCCUCUCUGCCGCUCUCUCUCUCUGUCACGGCUGAAUGGCUUUUAGGUGUAGGGAGUCUUUGAUUAAGUGGAGCUGCUACUGCUUGCUAUUUCCUUGUUUUUGUGGGCCUAUGGAUUUGAGUUCUCUGCUUGCAUGUAGAGGAGGGGUUUCGGUUUAAGGAGUCUUUUGAUUUCCUGCUAAGUAUAUGGAGCUCUGAUUUCCUGCUAUGGAUUUGAGUUCUCUGUUUGUCGAAUUUGUGUAGUCUCAAGCAUUAGCCACCAAAGCCUCAGUUCGGCUGAAACUUUUUCCGUGCAAUAUUGAUUUGUAAUGUAUUGGUUUUGUGUUAUAGUUUGUAAUGAGUUGCUUCCAUUUGAUUUUAGCCUUCAUUUCUGUUCAUGAUGGUGAAAAGUUUUCUUAAGUUUUAUAGUGAAAAGUUUCCAUUUCAGUUUUCUUAAGUUUUAUAGCGAAAAGUUUCCAUUUUCUUAAGUUUCAGUUCAAUUUCAGUUUUAUGACUGAAACUUUCCAUUAUUUAGUGAAAAGUUUUCUUAAGUUUUAUGAGUUGGAACCUGAAGCUCCUUUCUCACCUAUAUAAACUGUAUUUUAGCUGCGUAUCCUACUUAACCUACUGAGUUGAGCUGAGGUGUUGAGCUUAUUAACUUGCUUUGAUCGAAAUUGAACUGAAAUUGAUGAAUUUGGUCCAAUUGAAAUUGCCGAAUUGCUCAACGAUCUGAUUUGUGCAGAUGUCUCCUCAGAAGAAGAAAGUAAAGCGCAAGCAGAAGGCCCUCACCCACACCCGACGUCCAAGGUCCCUCAUCUGUUUCGGACUACAUUUUGAACCUUGGAGUUCAACCUUCCUCUUCAAAUCCCUGUGGACCUGCCGCAAUGUCCAGUCUUGUUGAAGUGGCCAAUCCUGCUGCCUCCAGUCCCGCUACGGCCAGUCCCGUUGUGGCUGCUAGUCCCACUGUGGCCGGAAGUCCUGCUGCAGCCACUAGUGCCGCUGUGGAUCAACCCCAAUUACAACCAUGAACAUGAUUCUGUAGUAGGACACCUCAGCAUGGUUUCCCAUUGCUUAUGGACCAACCCCAACCACGACUCCUUAUCAGGACACCUCAGCUGGAUGGAUCCCCGUUGCCUGUGGAUCAACCCCAAGAAUGAUGCCGUAGCGGGACACCUCAGCAGGAUGGGUCCCCACCUGCGGCGCAAUCGGCACCGCCAUCUUCAGCAGGAUCAAUCAAUCCUAAGGUUUUUUUGCUACGUGAAGGGAAGGGCGGAUGAGUUUCCAUUGCUUAUGUCAUGAUAUUAUUUAAACGUAGCACAAAUAAUAUGAAAUGAUUAGCUUAUGAAUGUAUGAUGGUCAUUGCAAAUUUCGUCCAUCGAAUCAAGGUAUCUCGAAGUUAAUGAAGAUAGUGAAGAGCCAAUUUAAAAAGCCUUGGACUACAUGGAGCAAGAUUCCAAAGAAGGUCCGGGCAACUUGGUUUAGGGAGUGGAAGAAAUAUGUAUAUUGGGAUCCAAGUGAUGAUGAGCACAUGGAGAAGGCAUUCAAUAAGAGAGGUGGUAAGCGGUUGACACAGAUUUUUUCUAUAGCACGGAAGAUAGAUAAAAGGCCUGGAUGGAUGGGUGAGACCCUAUGGAAUGAACUGAGGCAGAAACGGCUUGAGGAUCCUGACCACAUGAAGAUAUGUGCACAGAACGCGGCGAAUCUCGGCAAAAGCUGGAUCGCUCCAUAUGGGAGGAAGCAUAUCUCCCGGCACAACGAUGAUGAAGAUGGAUUUAAAACAACGUCCCACUAUCAUGGAGGUAUACCUAAAGGUCCACCAGUCAUAUGAUGAAAAAUGGGUAGAGCCAAGGGCAGAAAUGAUCUGGAAUGAGGCCAAGGCGAUCAGAGAGGUACAGGAGAUCCUGAAUUAUGACGGAACUCCGAUUCCUAUCUCUGAGCUGACUGAUGCAAAAGUUCUGGCUUUGGCAUUGGGGAGCUGGAGCAAGAAGGGUCGAAUUUGCGGUUUGAGCUUCCUCAACGAGUUACCCUUUUCCGGUUUCAGAGGUCAGGACAUCGCUGGCUCUUCUCGUGGGUUCGAAGAUGAAAUAAAUACUAUGAGGCAGCGAGUGGAUGAACUCAACCAGGCCAUACGUGCACGGGUGGAGUUUGAGAGGAGUCAGCGGGCCAACAGAGAGCGAGAAUUGAGGAGGGAGUUUAAAGAGGAGUUGAGGGAUCUCAAAAGGUCCCACAAGUCGGCCAAGAUGAUGAUCGCCUGGAAGAGCAUUAUGAGUGCUCAGCAAAAGAUGUUCGAGAAACUCAGUUGGAUAAUUGUUUUAAAUAAAAUGAGCCUAAUUCGGACACGAGCCCAUGUGCAACCCAAAAACUUAAGUCAAUAGGUUACUGGGCCUUUGUCUUUUAUACACUUCUCUCAUAUUUUCCUUUCAACCGGUGUGGGACAUUUUGUCCUCUCACACUCCCCAAUUUUUCUCUAACAAACUCCAUCAGGAUCUCAUGUGGUUGAAGAGACAGCAUUCAUCCUUGCAAGGGGAUUUCUCUUAUGCUCCUCAAGCCGAAGAUGGGGGUGAUGAUGAUGGCUCCGAUAGCUCUGAUACUGACUCUGAUAGCUCUGGUUCUGCCUCCAGUGACCACCUAGUGGUGGAGCAUUUCUUCGAGGAUGAAGUUUAGGUGUGUUCAGUUUAUAUUUUAGUCGGUGUCAUGAGACUCGGUUUAUGUUUUGUGGUUAUUUUUUAUGGUAUUGGAUUACGUUUGCAAUGGUGUUGGAUUAAAUUUGGAAAUGAUCGGGAUAUGAAUUUGUGGUUUUUAUGGAUGAAAAGCUGGUUACAUAUGUGUGGAUUUGUGGUAUG
Messenger RNA from Punica granatum (pomegranate), 2821 nucleotides. Lineage: Eukaryota; Viridiplantae; Streptophyta; Magnoliopsida; Myrtales; Lythraceae. The record is from RefSeq and is a predicted model, not a curated record.